This is a messenger RNA of Synchiropus splendidus (mandarinfish), 6669 nucleotides long. RefSeq names its product HEAT repeat containing 1 (gene heatr1). Gene Ontology annotation, molecular function: snoRNA binding. The transcript has 44 exons. Gene Ontology annotation, cellular component: t-UTP complex; 90S preribosome; small-subunit processome. The record is from RefSeq and is a predicted model, not a curated record. Gene Ontology annotation, biological process: maturation of SSU-rRNA from tricistronic rRNA transcript (SSU-rRNA, 5.8S rRNA, LSU-rRNA); positive regulation of transcription by RNA polymerase I. Lineage: Eukaryota; Metazoa; Chordata; Actinopteri; Syngnathiformes; Callionymidae. The coding region runs from base 158 to 6601 and encodes 2147 amino acids.
CUUUUUUUGUCACGUCCUUGUAACUGGCUGCAGCCUACCGACAGGAGACGCUAGUGCUAAAAUAGAGCCUCGGCAGCCGGGGAACCCGGAAGUACUUCCCCAUGCAUGACAACAACGUGUUCUGCCACCGCGUGAGUCGUGAAUAACUGGUUCCAUCAUGACGUCGUUGGCCCAGCAGCUGAAACGACUCGCUCUUCCCCAAAGUGACCCACACCUACUGACCAAAAGACAGGUUGCCUCUCUGCUCUUUGACCUCAAAGAUGCUGCAGAAAUUGACCUGGAGACCUUCCAUGCCCUUGGAUGCAGCGGACUUGAGCAGUUGCUUGGAAUCGAACCUUUGUUUUUGGAAUUUACGAACACACUCUUCAGCUCAGCCUCGAUGACCCUUGAACGCAGUGUCCAGUCGAAAGAGGUCAACAAGAAACUAGACAGUGACAUCUCACUUUUCCUCACCCGUCUUUCGCCUUACUUUCUCCUGAAACCAGCACAUAAGUGCAUUGAGUGGCUGGUGCAACGCUUUCAUGUGCAGCUGUACAACGUGGAUAGUCUCCUGGCAUGUGCUUUUCCAUAUCAUCACACAAACACAUUUGUGCGACUGCUCCAGAUGAUAAAGAUCAAGGAGUCAAACCACCAAUGGAGCUGGCUACUCCCCAUUAAGAAAGCAGGUGUGCCCCUGUCCAGAGGAGCGCUGAUCACUCACUGUCACUCAGACCUGAGCUUCCUGGACUUUGUGUGUCAGAUGGUGUCCAAUGCUGUCCAGGCAUUUCCUGAGUGCACAGGCAGUGCCCCACAGCUGAGGAUUGUUUUCUCCUUCUACUCUUCCACCAUAGUCCCAGCGGUGCACGCCAUCCCGCAGAUCACAGACAGCUUUAUCGCCAAGCUGCUGCCUUAUCUGCAGCAGGGACUGCGUUCUCCUCUGGACGACUACAGAGCAGCAUCCUACAUGCUGGUGAGUCAGUUAGCGGUGAGGACGACACUGAAGGAUGAGCUUGUAGGUACGCUGGCAGUGCAAGUCACCAAACCCCUGCUGAAGCUGCCGACGCUGCUUCAUGAGGCACUCUGCUGUCUGGUGGUGCUACUGCAGAGCCAGCGGGAUGGUGCUGCUGGGACCAGGUUCUGCACAUCUCUUGUCCUAGUCCCGUCUUUGGUUCCAACACUGCAGUUAAUGUCAUCAUCUUAUGACGUCACUCCUCUUGUGAGUCAGCUCAUUCCUUACCUGGUCAGUGUUGUGGUCAGCUGCUCAGAUGAUGCCCCAGAGAUUGGUGUUCUGGAGUCCAUUUUGAAUGAUGUUCCUCUGACUAGGGACCUGAAUCAGACCCUGGCCAGGUGUUUGCUGGAUCAGUUCAUGACUCGCUGUGAGCUGACACCUGAAAACGCAGAUGUCCUAAAGCGCCGGCUACAACCACUUGUGCGGGUCCUGGAGAACAAGUACUGUGGGAUUCUGGACGAUGUGCUGGCAGGUCAUGCCACGGACAUUAGUCCACAACAGAGGCACAUCUUCCAUGACUUUCUGUCAUUGUCAGUCACCAGCGGAAAGUUCCAGGUGGUGGAUGACUCGGACACAACGCUGCUUCUGAGCCUGCAGCACCCUCAGUGGCCUGUUAGAGUGUCGGCCUUGGAGCACCUGGUUGGUGCCACCAAGCAGCAGAGUUUUGACCAAAGCUUUCUGAGGAGUGCUGUUUUGGAGCGACUGAAGGAUGAUGUUCCCAAUGUGGUCGCUGCUGCCCUCAAGGUCAUGGAGAAAUUAUUUACCCAGUUUGAUCCGAAUGAAGUCGUCUCAACUCUUGUUGACUUAACUUUGCAAAUUUACCUUCGAGAAGACUCUGAAGCCUGGCUGCCAGUCAUUAUGCAAAGCAUGCGUUUGCUGUCGGACCCCCAGCUUGGCGAGGGAAGGGAGGAAGCCCUCGAGAAAGCCGGCUGGCAGCUGCUGCCCCUUUUAGUCGUCAACACCAGCCAGAUGGACUCACCACAGUUCCAAAUGACAUGCUGCAUUGCACGUUCUGUGGUAGUGGCUCGGCAUCCCCUCACUUGUGACUGGGCAGAAGAGCUGGACACCUUGCUGAAGCAGAAGGCCAAGCAGGACAUCAUCCCUCUGAUCAAUAAACAGUUGACUGUAACUGUGACCAGAAAACUUGGCAACAUGGAACGUCUCACCAAACGGCGUGCAUUGGAGCAGCUGGUUCAGGCAAUGGAGCAGCAGCGGGAAAGAAGUGCUCGGGCAAAGCCGUCCUUCCUGGUCCUUACACACAUGCUGUUGUUGAGCCUUGCAGAGCUAAGGGAUACUGAACACCUGCUGAUGGCCCAGAGAAUUUACAUGGUUCUAGAGCCCCUGCUGAUGGAGGCAGCGCAGAAACAGAACAUUCCGGAAGUGGCACAUUGUGGCGCCGGGGACUUCUGUGAUGCUCUCAGCACUUACCUGAGAAGGUGUCAGUCAGGUCAUGGGUCAGAACCUGAGUUCACAUUUGUCCUCAUUUCGCUGCUGAGGAGCUUCGUUUCCACCCUGCGCUGUUCUAACCCAGCCUUCAAAGGGGAGCAAUGGUGGAAUCCAGAAAAGUUGGACACAAACACCUGUUGUUAUCUGGGCCUCAUCUGUCAACUGUUCACCCUGCUCAUCGGUGGUGCUGGAGUAGGCCCACACUCGGGCAGCUUCAGACAGCUGCUGAAGCUCCUCGUCCAGGACCACUUCGAGCAGCCCUCCACUCUCUUCCGCUUCCUGUGUUUGUUGUGGGGAUAUGGAAGUAACCGUGGCGACCAACUUGAUCUGAAGAUGACUGCUGUCACUCAAAUUCAAGCUUUGUACAUGGGCGGAGCUCUGCUCAAGGUCCAGCCAGCCGCAUCACUGAAGGAUUUGAUGGCUGACGACUCACCAGUGAUCCCCUCGCUGCUCUGCUGCCUAAACUCUCCGUUGUGCGAGGUCCGGCGAGCAGCACUGAGUGUUCUUCAAAGCCAUUCCAACUUUGGUAAUUUCCAGAAAAUCAUAGUGAAGGUUCUCGGAACAAGUGAGGAGAUCAUUGCUGACCCCUCAUACUUGAAUACGGUUCUUGGUUCACUCCACGAGCAGCAGGUAAGCCUGAAGCCACUUCUGCAAAGCGUCCUGGCACCAUGUUGCCCAUCCUACACUGGCGCUGCAAUACUGCGAUCGCUGAGUUUGGUAAAUGGACAGGCCGUGCUGGCAGAGCUGCUGCCACUACUAGAGCGUCUCCUGGACCAGUGUGUGGUCACUCCUGAUUUGCUGCAAUCAGACGCCCAGCUGCUUCAGCUAAUUUUGGGGAAGUACAACGAAGCGUCUGCUGCCCUGCUGGCCCAGAAUCAGCGGUGUCUGGACCUGUUUGUUCGAGCCCUCAGAACUUCUACAACCCCUCACCCAGAACAGUUGAGCUGCCAGACCAUGGCACUUGAGCUGAUAUCACGUUCCUUCUUUGAUGCCCUGGGAGAUGAAAAUGUCCAAAAGAGGCUACUGUCCAUCAUGUUUGACUUGCUGGACUCUUCUGUGACCCACUCCAUUGUUGGCAGCGUCUUUAAAGCGCUGUCUGUAGAUGCAGCGUUGCUCGUGGGUCUGCUCUGCCCGCCUGAGAGGUCAGAGGUGGCUGCAACAGUGCAACAGAGCAGACGCAGCAGAUUGAGAAAAGACAAGGUGGAGAAGGAGAGCUCUGGAGGACCAGCAGGAGACACCUUGUCUUGGCGGAGGGUGACUCUGAUCCUGGAGCUGCUGCUGCACAAGAAGAAACUGAAGAGAGUAGAGAUGUUGGUGCCCGUUCUGUUUUCACUGCUGGCCAGGAGUCUGGAGGUGGAGUCCAAUGACCUCACGAAUAUUGAGUACACCAAGCAACUGCUGCUCAGCUGUUUGCUAAACAUUUGCAACAAGCUAUCUGCAAGAGGCGCCACUGAGGCAGCAGGUCUACUGGAUGAGGACAAGUUCAGUGUUGAGCUAGUGGUCCAGUGUGUCCGAGGAUCUGAUGUCCCUCAGACUCACCAUCAUGCUCUUCUGCUGUUGGGAGCAGCAGCCGCCAUCUUCCCUGACAAAGUCCUCCACAACAUCAUGUCCAUCUUCACCUUCAUGGGUGCAAGCGUCCUGCGACUGGACGACGCCUACAGCUUCAGGGUCAUCGACAAGACGGUCCAGAUGGUGAUUCCGGCCCUGAUCAAGGCCCGUGGUCAAUCUGGUGAUGAGUCCUCAGCACACUUGGAUGCAAUGGUCACCAGGAUCUUACAUGUAUUUGUUGAUGCACGGCCUCAUGUGCCGGAGCACCGCCAACAUGCUGUCCUCACACAGCUACUCAGCACACUGGGCCCUGCUCAGUACCUCUGGGUUCUGAUGCUGCUCCUCUUCAAGAUGCACGCCACACAGGCGCCUGACUUGUCCACGGAGAAGGAUGCAGCACUGGAGCGGGACAUGGACUUCUGGAUCUCCUUGUGCAGUCACUUCCAUGUCCAAGAUCAGUUCACAACCCUGAUCCGCAUCUUGAAGCACCUGCAGGAACUCCCCAAGGAUAAAGACAAAGGUAAUGGUGCCACGGUGAAGCGGCCACCUGUCCGAAGGCGAGCUCAGACGAAGCCACAGGAUGAUGAGAAAAACAUGGAGGAGCUGAUAUUUAGUCUGGAGACUCACAGCAGCAAAGAGCUAAGACACUUUAAGUUCCUGUCUGUCUCAUUCAUGGCUCAGCUGCUCGGCUCGACCGCUUUUAUUGGCCAGGUGUCCAACUGUGGAGAAAACCAGUGUCUUCAGGAGCAACAGCAGAUACUGCUGGAGGAGAUCCUUCGUUACAUCCACCAGGUGGCACUCUGUGUGGAGGAGAACGCUGACCAACCAACCGCAAAGUUUUGGAGAGCACUUCUCAACAAAGUUUAUGAUGUCCUGGAUAAGGUAAACGCCUUGUUGCCUGCUGGCACCUUCAUCACCGUGAUGAGGGGGUUGAUGGGAAACCAGCUGUCUUUGGUCAGGAGAAAGUCAAUGGAGCUGCUGAACAACCGGCUGCAGCACAAGACGGCCUGGCACCCGCAGCAGGUGGAGGAACUCAUGCAGCUAACAGGCGACCUGCUGGCUAUCGUUGGCAAAUACCCUGGCAAAGACCCAGAGGGGGCUGCGGAACACGCCAUCAAUCGCCAGACUGCCCUCUACAGUCUCAAGCUGCUGUGUCGCAACUUUGGCUCCAAACACCAGCAGGCGUUUGUCCCAGUCCUGCCAUGUUUGGUGGACAUUGUGACAUCAAUGGAUGAGGAGAAGAAUGUGACCGGCAGCGCCCUGCUCUGCAUUGCUGAGGUUGUGAGCACACUAGGAGCACUGGCCAUCUCACACCUGCCCAGGUUGAUGCCAACAGUGUUGAAGACCCUCACUGAGAGGAAUGACCUGGUGACGAAUCACAUUUACCUGUUGAGUGCAGUCACCGCUCUGCAGCGCACGACCGAGACGCUACCUCACUUCAUCAGCCCAUACCUGCAGGACUCCACCCUGCAGGUCUGUCGUCUGACCUGGAUGCUGGAACAAUCCCCAUCUACCACGGCAUCUCCUGCCAGCAUGCAACUGUCCACGCGACUACUGUCGCUUCGCUCCUCUCUGGCCUCCCGCCUGCCCCCCAGAGUCCUCCUGCCUGUCCUCAGCCGCUGCUACGAUGUUUUGGUGGAGGACAAUAAGGGACACCUGGGGGCACUGAUGAGCAUCCUAAAGGAACACCUGAGUCACAUGGAGCGUGAGACACUCAACCAUCACCAAACCGAGCUCAGCACCCUCCUUCUGUCGGCGCUGGACUUCAGAGCUCAGCACUGUCAGGGUGAUUUGACGACGACCUCGUUGGUUGAAGGUUCAGUCAUCGAUUGUCUUCUCGUCAUGGUGCUGAAGCUGUCUGAAGUCUCCUUCAGACCCUUUUUCUUCAAGCUGUUGGAGUGGAGCAAAUCGGGCAGUAACGAGCGUCUGCUGACCUUCUUCCGCUUGUGCGAUCGCAUCGCAGAUCGGCUGAAAGGGUUGUUCGUGCUGUUUGCAGGAAACCUGGUGAAGCCACUAUCGGACGCGCUGAGACGGACAAACGCAGCCAAGACCGGUGAGUGUCCCUGUUCUGAUGACACUCCCUGUUUCAGUCUAGUUACCAGGUGUUUAUGUGCAGAUGAGAUGGCCUUUGAAUCCAAGGAGAAAACCACCUUGCUGCUGCACUUCGUCCUCGACUGCCUGCACAAGAUCCUCCUUUACGACACACAUCACUUCCUGAGUAAAGAGCGGGCUGAGGCGCUGCUGCUCCCCCUGGUGGACCAGUUGGAGAACUCGGUGGACGAGGUCGAGGUUCACCAACAGAUGGUGAACUCUCACCUGGUUCCCUGCAUCGGACAGUUUGCUGUUUCGCUCACCGACGAUUCCCACUGGAAAACGCUCAACUACCAGAUUCUGCUGAAGACUCGCCACUCGCACUCACAGGUGCGUCUCUCUGCUCUGGCCAGCCUCAUGGAGGUUGCCGGCCAACUGAAGGAGAACUACAUGGUUCUGCUGCCAGAGACCAUCCCCUUCCUGGCCGAACUUAUGGAGGAUGAGUCUGAGGACGUGGAGAAGCUGGUUCAGAAGGUGAUCCAGGAGAUGGAGAACAUCCUCGGAGAGCCACUGCAGAGCUACUUCUAGCACGCUGAAUAACAAUUAACAAAAUGGUGCCACUUCAAUUCUAUCCUUUUCUACAAAUUAAAGACUUC